AUGGCUUUUGUCUAUUUUAAAGUGAUUCUCAUGAAACAAUCCUUUCAGAUGAUAAGACACUCUUCCACGCUCUUGAAGCAUGCAAACUCUUUCAAUUUAAGAACUGCAGUUGAGACGCACUCUAGAAUCAUUAAGCUGGGGUAUGGAACACACUCAUCUCUUGUAUCACUGCUGAUAUCAGUGUAUGUGUCUUGUGACCACCUCGAUCUUGCUUGUCAACUGCUUAAUGAAUUCCCAUGUUGGGAUUUUGAUCUGCUCUCUGCCAAUAUGAUCAUCGCAAGUUUUAUGAAGAUUGGCGAAAUAGAUAUUGCCCGGAGGGUGUUUCAUAAAAUGCACACUUGA
Ilex paraguariensis (yerba mate) is the source of this 342-nucleotide messenger RNA. NCBI's taxonomy places the organism in Eukaryota, Viridiplantae, Streptophyta, Magnoliopsida, Aquifoliales, Aquifoliaceae. The record is from the annotation of a GenBank genome assembly.